Molecule: messenger RNA, 902 nt
Organism: Vigna umbellata (rice bean)
Lineage: Eukaryota; Viridiplantae; Streptophyta; Magnoliopsida; Fabales; Fabaceae
Product: Methyltransferase-related protein
Source: RefSeq, a predicted model, not a curated record
AUUAGCCAAAAAAGCUGACCCAAUAUGCAAACGGGAGAAGCAGUUGGAGAAGCCAACUUUUGACAUUGUAAACAAAUCUCAUUCUCAAGCAAACUCUCCCAAAGUCACGAAGUGGUUGUUGAGAAUUUUCCUUUUUUCAAACAAAACAAAAGGAACAACUCAACACGUUCUGGUUUUUCUCAGAGACACCCUUUUACUAUUUCUCUUCUCCUUCUCAAAAAAAAAAAAAACACACCCAACAUUCUCGUACCUUUCUGGGGUGUCAACGAUUUUCCCUCAUUCAUUUUCCAUUGCCAAAAAAAUCAUACCCUGAAAUUAAAACAUAUUUUUUGGUGGGGGCGUGUCGUGAGAGAUGUGCCCUUUAAGGUUUAUCUUGGUGUUCUUCUCCGCCGUUCUGGCCGGUUAUUUUGCCUGGAGAACAGUGCGUUCUGACCCGAAGAUCGAGGUGUUUUCUGAGGAUUCUGCUGAAGAAGAUAGAUCAUCCAAGAAGGAAGAUUUUGAUUUCAAAAAGAUGAUCGAGAAUGGAUUUUGGGUUUUCAUUGACAUGGCUAGUGGAAGGUACCUAUGGAGGAAUUUGAAGCAAACCAAGAAAGAUGCUGAAUUGAAGAGCUCUUAAAAGGGACCCUCUUCUUUAACCAUUAGUCUUUUUUAUGAUUUGUCUUGUGCAACCUAAUAUAAAUUAUUGUAUUUUCACUUCUCUUUGUGGAUUCAAGAAUGUUUGGUGCAUAAAUUGGGGAGAGAAAAACCAUCGUGGAAAUCUCAUUAUUCUGCAUAUUCUCAUUGUUUAGAUUUUUUCCUUUUCUUCCAUUUCCAUGUAAAAACCUCUAAAUGGCAUCACUUAUGGCAAGCUUAGACAUGGAUUUAGUUGAUGAAAUUGAAAAACCCUAGACAUUGUUUGAUAA